CGCGCCCUCAUCACCACGCAUCCAGCACCUCGCUCACAGCCAUCUGCCGCCAGCACUCACCAGCCUGCGACCUCAUCAGCCGUCGCUCGUGCCCUGCGCAUGCGCGCGUGAGCGCCAGCAUCCUCGUGCACGCGGCCGCGUGAGGCAUGGACGGCGCACCACCUCCAGAGGAUGUGUCGCCUGCGAUGGCCGAGCCAGCGGGCGAGGGCGCAGAGAUGGAGGCAUCCGCAGCUGGAGAGGAAGGGCAUCGCGGCAUCGAGCGCAGUGCCAGCCAGACGCUGAGCAGCGAGGAUGUCGUCGAGAUCAGCAAGUUCAACGCAGGCAAGGAACGCAUCGAGAAGCACAUCGCACUGCUGGAAGAGCGGCCACGCCCGCUUGCGUUUGCAGACUUCCAGAGCGCUGAGGGCGCACCGGCCGAGGAAGUCUGGGCCACGCUCGAUGGCCAGAUGAAGCAGGUGCAUGCGUGGAUAGAGGAGCGGGAUGAGAUCGAGCAGCAGGCGGAGGAGUGGAAUGUCGCAGACAUGGAGCGGCUCAGGCGGGUGUCCAAAGCUGCCUCGGAGCGCCACAUGUCGGCGCAGGACACAGAUCUCGUCGAGGUCGCGCUCGGCACGCUCAUUGCGCUGGACAAGCUUCUCCACCUGCUGUCUUCCAGGCGCAUCGCUCUGAACCUGAUGAGCGCUCGCCUCACUUGGGAGGCCCAUCGCCGCACCUGCUGGACCACCUUCCGCACGCUUGCGCACGAUAUCGACGACUUUGUCGCGCAGAAGGCCCGCUGGUCACCCGCUGUCUACCACAGCAUGCCGGGCGCGUCGUCGGCGCACAACAGCUCCUCCUCGCUCGCCUCGAUGUCGCAGUCGCCCUCGGGCAGCUCGCUGACGAGCUCGCUAGCGGGAUCGCUCACGGGCUCGCUGACGGACUCGCCGAUCACGUCGCGCCGCCGUGACACUGUCUCGCGGCAGCGGCUGGUCGAGCGCCUCGAUCAUGAGGCAGCACGCCUAGACGCACGCAUCCGCCCGUUCGCGCAGGAGACAGUACCGCGAUCCGGCGAGGCUUUGGACCGCAUCAUCGAAGAGCAUCAGGUGCCAGAGCAGUUCCUCGACGAGCAAGAUCGACUGGAGGAUCUGGCGUCUGCCAUGUCCGCCCGCGGCCUCUUUCUGCGCGAGCUCGUGUCGCAGUGGCAUCAGGCAGAUGAGCUGUACAACGCUCAGCGCGACCUGAACGCCGCAGCGAAAGCAUUGCAGGCCGAUCUCGAUGCAGCACAAGUGCUGCAGCCGGACGCAGCACAAGCGGAGACGUUUGGGCGACGUGCAGCGACGCUGGUCGAGCAGCUGGAGACGCUGGCCGGCCCGGCGGCGCAAGUCUUCCUCCAGGAGCCGUCCACGUCGCAUGCUUCUCUGCGCGUGACAUCCAGACGAGCGAUCACGCUUCCCAGCAACGACGCGCUGUGGCCCGAGCAAGCCUCGCUGAACGCAAACCUCGCGUCUCUGCUCACCAAGGAGCUCGGCUCUGCGGGCAAGCACGUGCGUCGGGCCGUACAGGCUUCGCAGCGCCACAUGCGCGCCUUGCAGGCGUAUCAGGACGUCGCGCGGCUGCGCACCGAACUCGCGGGAGUGUCGGAGGACUGCGCCGAGAUCGAGCGUCUUGCGCGCGAAGGCUGGUCGGAGUCCUCGCCGGGCUCGGACGGGCCAGCCGACACGCCGUCCAAGCUCAAGGACGGCUCGCCGCCAGAUCUCAGUGCAGCGGCCUGCCUCGAGCCAUCUGCGCACGAUCUCUUCGCAGCACGGUUCCCGCGUCUGAAGCCACGGCUUGCGAGCACCGAGGCGGCGGGGCUGGCUCGCGUCGACAGCCUCACCAAGGGCGUGCUGACCUGCAUCCGCGAAGGUCUGGCACAGUCGACGUUCCGCCGCGAUGUCGAUCAAGCCAUCUCUGGCUUCCGGAAAGCACAUCAGGCUGCGACGGCCGAGGUGGGCCGAGCGACGGCCGCGAUGGAAGCCCUCAAGGCAGCACGCAGCUGCGCCCAGUCACUGGAGUCUGUGCGGAGAGGCGCAGAAGGGCUCGUCGCCGAACUUCUUGAGGCAAAUGCGCCCGAGCCUCGGGUUCCGGAAGCGUCUGGACAAGGCCCAGGUGGCGAUGCAGGCUUGAAGCAGAAGCGCCUGACUGCCCUGUCAGCCCGCCUGACGGAAGGCUCAUCGAUGCUCGACGCCUUCGCAAGACGCCAGACCGCUCAAGACACAUCAACGGUUCAGCAAGAGCUCCAAAGCAUCCACGAGCGGUCCAGGUCGGCCGUGUCUGAUGGCGACGCUUUGCUCAAAUGGCUCGCCGCUUCGCAGCGCCAACGUGACAGUCUCGCUGCACUGGCCCGGCGACACGACGAGCUGUCGCAGUCCGGCGCUGCGCUCAAACGGCAGCUUCAAGCACUGGUCCAGGCCGACGCGGCGUCGGAGCUGCUCUCCGAUUCGCCGUCUAGGAUCCCGGCUGAGCUCGAGAGCGAGCGUGCCAAGUUCGCAGCUGCCGCUCAGCUCUUCACAGAGAGUCUGCCGGCCUCUCUGCCCUUCACUGGGCCUCCUCCGCAAAUCGCAGUCCUGGAAGAGCAUGAGAACGGCGCGACGACGACGGACGCGCAGUCACUCCUGACACAGAGCGCGACCGCGCAGCGAAUCAUGUCCUUAAAGGACGAUCAAGUAAGAGCGCAAGGCAACACGUGGGCGGCGCAGCUGCUCCAGCUCGAUGCCGAGCUUGCGAGCUCGUUCGGCGACGCUCUCAGCGCAUUCGACGCCCAGCACAAGGCGCGGCAGCGCGCUGCCGCACUGGCCGAAGCUCGCGCCAUGCUCGCGGAAGCGGUGCUCAACGUGCAGCAGAGCUAUGCAGCUGCCGAGGCCUGCGUCGUUGGCUCGCAUACGCUGCUCAUCUCUGCCCUCAACGACGAGCGCACGCGUCACUCUGUGGCCAGCAUUGAGCAAGCGCGCGACAGUGCCCGCGAUGAUAUUGCACAGGUCGAGCAGCGGGUCGGCCAGGCUCUGCUCGAGCUUGAUCAGCGAGAAGUGCAGCUCUUGAGCCUGGACGCAGGCGCCGGGAGUCAAGACGCAGCGACAGCUCGCGAAGGAGAGGCACGCUUCGCCGUCCAGCGGGAGGCUCUCUUUGCUGCAUUCGCCGCAGCCCUGGACGCCGCGGUGUCGCACGAGGCUGACAGACUCGAACGCGAGAGGCAAGAAGCAGAAGAGGCGCAGCUCGGAGAGCAGGUCGUCCAGCGCGCGGCAGCAGCUGCGGCUGCAGCGGCCGCGAUGGAGAUCGCACAGGCCGCAGAGACCGCCGAGGUCAUCGACACACCAGAGCAACUCCCGUCGUCACCGCUCUCGAGCUCGCCGGUGCCGCCACCCAGUGGCUCACUCCUUCUCGCAUCCUCCGACUCCGAGGCGGCGCUGUCAACGCGCUCGUCGGAUGUCUUUGGACCAACCAGCUCCGCGAAGAAUGCUGCACGUCAGAACGAGGCUCUGGCACAGGACGACGUCCGUCAGCAAGUCACGCUGCUGCUGCAGUCAUUUGAGCCUGACGCCGUCGACGAGCAGACUGUUCCAGACGGCCUUGCACAGAAGCGGCGCAUGCUUCUCCUGCCCUUUGCGGACGAGGCAGACGGAGUCAUGGCCAAGUGGGUGGCGCAGAAACGCGCAGUUGAGACACUGCUCGCGUAUCCAGCCGUGCAGCAAGACUGGCCGGAAGUCGAGCAGCUGCGCCAGGCCUCUGCGCAGCGAGCCACGAAGGUGCGCCGGUUCAGCCACUUGUCAGUCUUCGCCUCGCAAGCUGCACGUCUCGAGCUCGAGCUGGGUACCUUCGUCGAUCUUUUAGACGCGAGCGAGUCGGCAAAUGCCAGUCGCGACGGUGCGACAUCGUCUACUCCAGAUGACGGCUCAAGCAACGGCCAUGAUGCGACGUCGGCCGUAGUUGAUCGACUUGCACUCCUGCAGCCGCUGAUGGAGUGCGUCUCGGCUGCGCUUGAUCCAGUGUCCAGCGACAUUCGCGUCGUCAACAAGAUGUCGGACCUCAACCGGCUCUUCAAUGAGACACGCGCGAUGGCGCAUGACUUCCUUUCGCCCGACCCGCUCGCCCGGCAGGACGAGGAGCCGGAGGUCUGCUACUCGCCUGCAUCGGCCACCAGCUCUCUUCCGUCGACCGCCGGCUCCUCGUUGUCGGAUCGAGACGCGGCCGAUUCUGCAUGCGAGCUUGGAGAGAGUGGCGACCAGACGAAGGACACAGACCCGGAGCUGGUCACGGUGCCGGACCGCUUCAAGUCGCACAUGUCGACCAGCAGCACCGUGUCGCUGCUGUCGCCUGCGCCUACGAAGCUCCAACGCUCCGCUCGUAGAGUCGUGUCCGACAGCAAGCCCGGUGCCGCCACCCAGGCCACGCCUCGCGCCUCAAAGCUUCGCGCGCCGAUGACCCCUCGCGUGAUGGCGGCGACAGCGCUCGAAUCUCGAGGCUCCUCGUCAACAAUGCAGCGUCCGAGCUCACGAACUGCCACCUCAUCACCGUUGAAGGCCAGCCUCGAUCUCGGGCAGCGACGGCUGCCGAGCGUCCUGUCAACGCCCCGAGGCAGCAAGCUGCCCGUGCGAGCCCCUUCGACUGCAUCGCAAACCGCCUCUGCCGACGUGUCCCGCUCCAACUCACGCUCGGAUUCGCGGUCAGACUCACGCACUGCCUCGCGGACCGCCUCACGAACCACGCCGCGCAAGGCACCCGUCAAGCGGCCGAACGCCUACAAGCCCAACCCGAAAAGCCGGCUGGACGUCGCCGUCUCUCGCAUCGUCAACCAGCUGCCGGUGCCGGUGCAGAUCUCGCACGCGGCACCAGGCGCCGAGACGCGUGCCAACGAGACGUGGAACGACGAGAGCGGGCGGUACUGGGUCGGCCAUCGCGAUCCGCGUCUCUGCUUCUGCCGCUUCCUGCGCUCGCGCAUCGUCAUGGUCCGCAUCGGCGGCGGCUGGCAGGAGCUCUCGAGCACCACUACUCGGAGCUCUCGCCGCAAGGCGAGCUCAGCCCGCCACGCCAGGCCGAUCUCAGUGCGCUGCCUUGGCUAAGCAGCGCGUCGCUGGCGCAUUCGGCCUCCGUGCCGGCCCAGCGCAGCGCACCCGUACGUCGUGCAAGUGCAGUAUCGGACGCGAGUCUCUCGCCCGAGGCAGCAAAGAGCGCCUUUCUCCGGCCGCUCGCGG
Tilletiopsis washingtonensis is the source of this 5204-nucleotide messenger RNA. RefSeq lists its product as hypothetical. Gene Ontology annotation, molecular function: microtubule binding. The transcript has 5 exons. NCBI's taxonomy places the organism in Eukaryota, Fungi, Basidiomycota, Exobasidiomycetes, Entylomatales. The record is from RefSeq and is a predicted model, not a curated record. Bases 147 to 5072 code for a protein of 1641 amino acids.